UGCGGCGGGGCGGGGACGGUGGCUGGCCGCCCGGGGGCGAACCUCCGGCGGCUGCACCUCCCCUCCUCGGCUCCCGAAAAGCCGCAAACCCUGACCAACCUCCGUCGCGGCCCGGCGGCCCCCUACCUGACUCCCCAGAUCGCCUUCCUGGGCCCUCGUCGUCCCUGCCCCCGCCCAAGUCCUCAUGGCUUGUGUUUCUUUUUCCACUGUAUGGAAACAGACUCGAAUGCUGGGAACCCAAGGUCUCGGGCCACGCUGGGAACCACUGCUGGGUGUGUUCUGUUUUGGUUGGUGUGAACAUCACUAAACCAUACGCAGCAAUGCACAGUAAGCUCAGCAGCACCACGCCGAGGCGGGAGCCAGCACAGAGGAGUGCAGCUGCGCAGUCCCUGGCACCUGAGUGAUUGGCUCAUGCAUACCUCCCCUGGGAGGCCCAGGGAAUCACGUGAUGGCAGCUCUGCACCUGUCUUCUGCUUCCCAGGCCAAGGUGACUUUCGAGGACGUGGCCGUGCUCCUCUCCCCAGAGGAGUGGGGACAGCUGGGCCCUGCUCAGAGGGGCCUCUACAGGGACGUGAUGCUGGAGACCUACAGGAAUCUGGUCUCCUUGGGAGCUGGACCUGCAGGUCCCAAGCCUGGGGUGAUCACACAGUUGGAGCAAGGGGAUGAACCGUGGGUCCUGGACACACAGGGUCCCGAGGGGAGAGAGCGGCUGGGAGUCCAUGGCUCAGCUUAUGAGAUCAGCACUGAGUGCAGGGAGUUGACUUCAGGGGAGAUGCUUGAUGGGGCAGAACCGGACCAGCUCGGGGGAACUGUUCCCCAGGGAACUGAGCCAGAAGAAGCCCGCACACCGGUUGGGAAGGCGGAGGAGAGCCCAGACAAGCCCAUGGAGCAGGGAGGCCCUAGGCCAGUCACACUGACCAACAGGGAAAGCAGCCAGGAGCGUGGGGGAAGCCUCCAGCUGGGGUCAAGCUCUGUCCCUGAUCAGAGACCUCACAAAUGCGAUAUAUGUGAGCAAAGUUUUGAACAGAGAUCAUAUCUAAAUAACCAUAAGCGUGUACACAGGUCAAAACGAACAAAAACGGUUCUUAAUUCUGGGGAAAUCUUCAGUGCUAAUGCUGUUGUUAAAGAAGAUCAGAAAAUUCCUGCUGGCAAAACACUCCAUUACUGUGGUUACUGCAGGAAAGCCUUUAGGUACAGUGCUAACCUCGUCAAGCACCAGCGGCUCCACAGUGAAGAGAAGCCCUACAAGUGUGACGACUGUGGGAAAGCCUUCGGCCAGAGCUGUGAGUUCAUCAAUCACCGAAGGAUGCACUCGGGGGAGAUCCCCUACCGGUGCGGUGAGUGCGGAAAGACAUUCAACCGGAGGCCCAACCUAAUGAAGCAUCAGAGGAUCCACACUGGGGAGAAGCCCUACAAGUGCAGCGAGUGUGGGAAACACUUCAGUGCCUACUCUUCCCUUAUUUAUCACCAGCGAAUACACACUGGAGAGAAACCCUAUAAGUGCAGCGACUGUGGGAAAGCCUUCAGUGACAGCUCAGUCCUUAUCCGCCAUCGUCGGACCCACACUGGAGAGAAGCCAUUUGAAUGUAAGGAGUGUGGCAAAGGCUUUACCCAGAGUUCUAACCUUAUCCAACACCAGAGAAUCCACACUGGAGAGAAACCCUAUAAAUGUAAUGAAUGUGAGAAAGCCUUCAUCCAAAAAACCAAACUUGUUGAACAUCAGAGAAGCCACACUGGAGAGAAGCCCUAUGAAUGUAAUGACUGUGGCAAAGUCUUCAGUCAGAGCACACACCUCAUCCAGCAUCAGAGGAUCCACACAGGGGAGAAGCCCUACCGGUGUGGCGAGUGUGGGAAGGCCUUCCACAACAGCUCCAGACUCAUCCACCACCAGAGGUCACACCACGGAGAGAAGCCGUACAAGUGCAGUGAUUGCAAGAAGGCCUUCAGCCAGGGUGCUUACCUCACCCAGCACCAGCGGAUCCACACCGGGGAGAAGCCGUACAAGUGCAGCGAGUGUGGCAAGGCCUUCCGGCACAGUUCCAAUGUGUUCCAGCAUCAGAGGAUCCACCUCCGGGAGGACCUCUCCACCUGACGCUGGAGGCCCGGGAGUUCUGCCAGGCCCUUCCCACAGCCCUGUUAUUUAUUGGCGUCGCAAGGUUGCCACAGGUGACGGACAUUUCUGUCUGAUUUUUACGGACCUUUUAAACCAAGGCAGUGCAUGCUCAUUUUAGGGAAUCUGAGGAAGGCAAGCAAAAGGGAGCCACUCCUGUAAUUUCUCCCUUUUAGAAACAGAAAAUUCAUCACCGCCGACUUCGAGUGCUUCCUUUGAGGAGGGCUUUGAGAGGGAUGCAGAUGUUUUAAAGAAAAUACUGGUAGGCUUGUUACUGCAGCAUCCAGGACCAUUCCCUCUGCUCUUUCCUCAGUGCCAGAGAAUUCACACUGCACAGAAUUCCACAUAUUUACAUAUUGCAAACUUUUUAAAAAAUUAACAUCAUUCAUACUUUUCUGUGUACUUAAUAGAUGAUUGUCUUUUUCACUGUGCUAAAAUAUACAUAACAUAAAGUUUACCAUUUUAACCAUUUAAAGUGUACAGUUCAGUGGUAUUAAAUACAUGUACAAUGUUGUGUAAUCAUCACCACUAUCUGUUUCCAGAACUGUUUUAUUAUCCCAGACAGAAGCUCUGUGUCCAUGAAACAGCAACUCUGUCCUCCCCUCAUCCGUGCUGCUGGCAACGUCCAUUCUAUUUUCCAUCUCUGAAUCGACCUGUUCUAGGUACCCAUACAAGUGAACUCACAAUAUUUGCGAUUUAUGUCUGGCUUAUUUCACUCAGCAUAAUAAA
Phyllostomus hastatus (greater spear-nosed bat) is the source of this 2839-nucleotide messenger RNA. It is a transcript of the gene ZNF34, whose product is annotated as zinc finger protein 34. Gene Ontology annotation, molecular function: DNA-binding transcription factor activity, RNA polymerase II-specific; RNA polymerase II transcription regulatory region sequence-specific DNA binding. The record is from RefSeq and is a predicted model, not a curated record. Lineage: Eukaryota; Metazoa; Chordata; Mammalia; Chiroptera; Phyllostomidae. Bases 449 to 2092 code for a protein of 547 amino acids. Gene Ontology annotation, biological process: regulation of transcription by RNA polymerase II. Gene Ontology annotation, cellular component: nucleus. The transcript is spliced from 7 exons.